Messenger RNA from Durusdinium trenchii, 870 nucleotides. The record is from the annotation of a GenBank genome assembly. Lineage: Eukaryota; Dinophyceae; Suessiales; Symbiodiniaceae.
AUGAAAGCGGCAGAGAAGAGGCUAGAGGAGAUGAAAGCGAAAAAGCUAGAGGAGAUGAAAGCAGCAGAGAAGAAGGCACAGGAGAUGAGAGAAGCAAAUGAGAAGGAGGCAGAGGAGAUGAAAGCAGCAGAAGCGAAGGAGGCAGAGGAGAUGAGAGCUGCAGAAAAGAUGAAAGCAGAGGAGGAGAAGAAAGCAAAGGAGAUGAGAGCUGCAAAAGAGAAGAAGGUAAAAGAGAAGAAGGGAGAGGAGAUGCAAGUCGAAGAAAAGAAGAAGGCAGAGGAGAUGAAAGCGCCAGAACAGAAGGCGCACGAGAAAGAGGCAGAGGGGCAAAAAAGCGACGAUCAGGCUGGGGCCACUUUCACGAAGAGAAUGUCAUCGCUUGGAUUGCUCCAACUAGUCCUUGAUGACAUGCCAUGUGUUGUAAAAACACCUCGACAUGCUGCCCCAGCAUAUGUGGAGAAACUGGCCCCUGUGUUGCGGCAAACCAUUCUGGAAGACUUCUUUUCUUGGCAGGAGGCUGGCAGCAAGCUGAAUCUUUCGGAGAAGCAGGCCCGAGACAUCAAUGAGGUCAUGGCCCUGGCAAUUCAACUGAGGGAGGCAUCGCUGAAGCUCGGGGCUGAUUCAAGCCCGGCGUUGAAGAAGUAUGUCAUGGGUCGCAUUCGAGACGUGUGCACGACAAGUUCGCAAGACAUGACAAAGAAGGAUCCGCGCGAGGAGAUUGAAGUUGACAGUGAUCCAGAGAAGCCUCGUGCUCAGGGGGGGACCAUACAAGGCCUGAAACCUGGACUCGACACCAAGCCCUUGCUUGAAGAGCUGCCGGACUUGAUCGAGGGCUUCGCUGACAAAGAUGAGUUUGAAAGGAUUUUGGAG